Molecule: messenger RNA, 5440 nt
Organism: Neocloeon triangulifer
Lineage: Eukaryota; Metazoa; Arthropoda; Insecta; Ephemeroptera; Baetidae
Gene: Smr
Product: nuclear receptor corepressor 2
Exons: 27
Coding region: 255-5018 (1587 amino acids)
Biological process (GO): regulation of transcription by RNA polymerase II
Source: RefSeq, a predicted model, not a curated record
UGGGCCAAUCGCAGCGUGGGAAGCGCCAAGGAGGAUGAAGACGAGACAUUUUCUGGCCAGUUUGUUUUCGUUGAGAUAAUCCUGCAACACAGGGCCAAUCCAUCUUGGAUGUUUCUUUCGGCAUUGGUGCCGAUUUUCCAGGCGCUUGGUUGAAUCCUCCUCCUCAAUGUCGACGUUAACAUCUUGAGAGGUGACCGGACGAGCUGAAAGCGGCGCAGGUUGAAGGUUGAGAAACCUGCCGCCGCAUGUGACCAAUGCCUUCGAAACUGGAAGCAAACCAGUCCCCGUCACCAUCUUCCUCGGUCCAGCCAGUUUUGUCGAGAAACCACGCUAGCAUGAGGCACCCGGACAGGACGCAGCACGCGGGUCAGAACCCGCCAGGUGCCCCCGCCUACUCGUACCCCACGUCGCAACCCUACCUUGCCUCUGGCAUCCCUCCGCAGUCGUCCUACAGGAGCAGUCAGCUGCUCAACCGCGGCGGAAACGCGACCAUUCAGGCCACAUCGUUGACCCAAAGUGAUCACCCUAGCAUAAACCAUGGGCAAGGACCCUUCCCCCUGCGGCAUCGAGUUUCAUUACUCCAUUCAGCUGAAAACAUGCUCCCAAGGCCUAGAUUACACAACAGCAUUGACGAACCUCAGCCCAUGGACUCGCAAGACAACGACGUUGGGCCCAUGUAUAAAAAGAUCCGUCUGGGAAACGCCGAGGCCAACAAACCUCAGCAGAUGAAAGCUGAAACUCAGCCGUUAAAGCUUGACAUCUCUGAGCCUGCGUACAACCCUCAAGUUGAGGCAAUCUCCCCCACACUGCCAGUGGAAAAUGUGCAAGAAGAUAUUACGUUUAGGGCAACAAAGGAUAGCUUGCUUCAGCAGAUCGCUCAAGUAGAUAGGGAAAUAGCAAAAGCAGAAUCGCAAAUCACCAAGUUGAAGAAAAAACAGAAAGAACUCGAAGAGGCAGCUAGUGGGAGUUCAGCAAUUCACGAGGAGUUGGAAAUUCCUGUGAAGCACCAAAGUCUUGCUCAGAAAAUCUAUGCAGAGAAUAGGAAAAAAGCAACAAUAUCUCAUGACAUGUUGGAUAAGUUGGGCCCCAAAGUUGAUCUGCCGUUAUAUAACCAGCCGUCUGAUAUGACCAUCAUCCAUGAGAACAAAAAGAGGCAUCAAAUAUUCAGGAAGAGCUUAAUAGAGCACUUAAGACAAGAGUACAAUGAUAGGCGGACGAGGGAAAACUACCUGGGCCAGCAUUACGCUUGCCAGCAAGCAGGUUGGGCGAAAAAGGUCGAGCGGAUAGAAAAUUCUGCCAAGAAGAGAGCAAAAGACGCCAAGAGUAGAGAGACUUUUGAAAAGGUUUUCCCUGAGCUGAGAAAACAACGAGAAGACAAAGAGCGAUUUAACCGAGUCGGUUCUCGGAUAAAAAGCGACGCUGACAUGGAGGAGAUAAUGGAUGGCCUUCAGGAGCAAGAGCUCGAGGAUAAGAAAAUGCGGUCGUAUGCUGUGGUUCCCCCUAUCCUUCUUGACAGCAAGCAGCGAAAACACGUGUUCAUCAACACGAACGGUCUCAUCGAAGACUAUGAGGGAGAGUACAAGGAGAGAACGCAUUUAAAUAUUUGGACGCAAGAGGAGCGUGAGAUUUUCAGAGAAAAAUAUUUCACUGUUCACAAAGAGCUUUCCAAAAACUUCUCUAACAUUGCGCAAGCAUUGGAGAGGAAGAGCACUUGUGAAUGCGUACAGUAUUAUUAUUUGACCAAGAAGAGUGAGAACUACAAACAGAUGUGCAAACGGCCGAGGGCAAGACCGAGGAAUAAAACCAAUGCGGCCAACAAGCCUGUUGCCUCUGCGGGAAGUGGACAGUGUAUGCCUCUGAAUAUUGAUAUUUCCUCUGGAGUGACGACCAGACAGUCGGUCGCAUCAGCCAUGAGAGAGCAGCUGAAGCCCGAAAUGAUGCAGAACAAUAACUCAAAUCAAAAUAGAAACAACUCGACGCCUGUGAACACAGUCGAGGAGCAGUCAACCAACAAUGUGCAACAGCAACAGACUCCCAUCAAGGAAGAAAAGAACUGCAGUGAACCUUCAACGGUCAGAUCCCCUAAAGCGACACUCAAAGGCAGCGGCCCCAAGAAAGUGGAAACUGACAGUAGUGAUGACGAUGCUGCAGAGGAGGGGCCAGCCAUGAAAGGUCCGCAUCACUGUUUUUUAUGCAAAAGCUUGGUGGAGAACAGUCGGCCGCUGAUUAAGGCCAAAGCGGCGCAGUACGGUUUGCAGGAGGACCAGGUGGUGCCUGGCGCGCGGAUCUGCUCCAACUGCAGGUGCAAAGCCGUCCGAACCCUCACUGUCCAGUGCCCCAUCCCAAAUUGUGCAGCUGUGAAAAGCAGAGUGAAGAGGCUGAGACCGUUGCCCUCGAAACUCAACAACGUUCCCCCUGAGUUGCGAGACUCAAUUUUCAAUGAGUUUCAAAUUCCUGCAGGCGUGACUGGCAGUUGUCCCGGGUGCCACAGUCGCAUCCUGAGGCGGCUGAAUUUAAAGAGCAGCAACACAGACGGCGACGACUGGACGGACAAGGAGGUGGAAGUUUUCUGCAACGCCAUCCAGGAGCACGGCUCGCAGUGGAACAAGGUGGCAACCGUGCUGUCCACGUCGGACGGCUGCUCCGCCAAGACCCACUACCAGUGCAAGGCCUUUUUCCAAAAGAACCAGAAAAAGCUGGGGCUCAACGCGCUCAUGAAUGAGUAUAGGAAGAAUAAUAACCCUGAGCAUAAACCUACCGUCACUGACGAGGAGGAAUCAGGGUCAAGUACGUCCUCCUGUGAAGAAGAAACUGGAAACGUUCCUGGGGCUGCCAGUGACACUGACAGUGCCGCCUCUCCACCAACAGCCGAGAUGAACGUCUCCCUUAAUCAACCAAAGCAGUUUGUUGAACUGCCGCGAGUUCUAGGAGGUAAGAUAGAAAGCUCUGUGAUUUCCCCUCGGAUCAGCCAGGAAGGCUCUGCUAACGUGACCCACAGAGACGAGUACGACAGCUCGGCAACGGAGACUGCUGACGAAGGCCAAGGAGCGGUCGAGUCCGAGCACAAUUUUGCUGGCAAACUGCCAAACAAAAGUGUCUUAAAUCAAACUUCUAGUGUGUCAGUUGAUAUGAAAGACCUGAUGCUGAACGUGAUUGAGCGCUCGCUGAACAAGCCGAUGGGUCAGUCGUCCAUCUCAACCAGCGUGUCUCAGCAAACGCCCACCAUUUCAUCGAUCCUGCACUCGGACAAGCCUCUCGUCUUUCCCUCCAGAGAGUACCGAGGCAGUCCAUCGGCGCCGCCCAUGUCCUCAGGCUCUUCAUCUGAACUGCCCAAGGAGGGCCUUGUGGUGAUGCAGGUGCAGCAGGCGUUGAAGGAGACCUCUUCGGAAGGCGUGACCCUCGAUCUUAGCACCAGGAAAAGAGGCCCCAGCCCCCUGACCAAACAUCCGCAGCAACUGCUCCCACCGAAAGUGGCCCCUCCCGUCCCUCCAAGACCAUACGCCAUGGUUGACCCCAUGGUCUACCGCGAAGGACCGCCAGGACAACCAAUGUACCAAGCGCAGCCCUAUCCUUCAGCUAAAGGCUCCAUAACUCAAGGCACACCCAUGCCAGGAAGCCACCUGUCAUCUCAGCAUCUUCCAACUUCUGGAGCAAGAUAUGAAUUGCCUACCAGGGGCCAGCUUAAAGAAAGUGGCGGAUCAAUAACUCAAGGGACGUCUCUUUUGUUAGAAACAAAGAAAGACCAGAGCGAUAUUAUCCUGAGCGACUUCAUCACCUCGCAGCAGAUGCACGGCCGAGCUCCUGAGCCGCCGAUGCACCACUACUACCCCAUGUACACGCCCGGCGGUGCCCAGUUGGUGCCGAACCAGCAGCGGCAGGGUGUGAUUCAGCGUGGCGCGGCCAAGCCGCUGCCUCAAAGGCCACCUCCUCGUUCCUCUCCGCCCAUCAAGAAGUCUGUCUACCCUCCAGGCCACGAGGCUCUCAAUAGCCUGGUGGACAUAGCGUCGCAGCAACCCCGGCUGCCUGAGCCCAAGGACAAAAUGCACCCUGGCGGGCCGCCCAGCAUGAUGAACGAGGGGCUCGGCAAAGGCUUGGCCGACAGCCACCUGGCCGAGCAGAGGAAACCACCCAUGCAGAUGUACCCUGAUUUCGGAGCAGCUGAAAGGAAAGACUAUUAUGGACGUCGUCCUGAUGACGAUUCACCAAGGCCGAGUCAGCAAAGCCUGAGGCAACUGCCGACCGAUCCAGACAGGCAAAAGCAGAGUCCAGCCCCUUAUAUGUCACGGGCGCCCCCUGUGCCCAAAGGACCAGUGUCUGGAGAGCAGCAGCUGACGGCCGCGAGUUUGAUCCACGCCAUCAUCACUCACCAGAUCAACCAGUCUUCGGACGUUGAAAUGUCCAACUCGCACACCCGACCUGGCGACAAACUUUUCCAAAGUUUCCAGCGAGACUUACCUCCAAAAUGCCACCCCAAUGACAACACAGAGGCGGAAUCGAGUCGCCUCAGCAAACCGUCUGACGACUCGACAGACUCAAAGUCAUCCGACGGACAGAAAACGUUAGGAGAACACAUUGAUCGGAUCAUUGCGAAGGACUUGCAAACCAAGCGAUCCGACGAACCCAGGCCUGGAAAGCGUUGUGAAGAACCACUGGAGGUUGAUACGAUGAAGAACCGCAAUUCAUCUUACGAGCAAAUUUCACCGCCUCCGCCGCCCCCCAGACCCGACGUGGUGUCCAACUUUGAAGAGAAGUCGCACCUGUCGCCGCUGGAUUAUGUGAAAAACCGAAUCGUCCAAGUGAUGCGCAUUUCCGAGGAGGAGGAGGACGCCUCGGAGGCCAAGGCCAAGGAGGCGGCCGCCUCCGCACCGCAGGAGCAGCAGCGGCCGGACGAGGAGCGGCCGCCCACCGACACAGCCUACCCGACGUACCCGCCCCCGCUGGAGGCAGCAGCUGCCCCGCAAGCGCCCCCAAAGCCGCCGGAGAGUCAGUACGAGCCUCUCUCCGAGCCCGAGGACUAAAGUUGAGGUGGCGGGACGCAAUUUGUAUUUUCUCUCUCUAUCUCUCAAAACACUCUUCUCUCUAUCGAUAGGUUUAUUAUCAAUCAAGUGCGAAUGUGUCGAAGGAAUAAUUAAAAUUGUGGACUUUUGUAAUAAUUGCGUUGUUAGACUUCUUGUUGAUCGAUGGAAAAAUGUAGUCGUUGGUGCGUGUCUGCGUGAAACGAGUGCGUGUAUCGGAACGGUGUGCUGCUGCUUUUUCUCAUGCUUAUUGGUAAAUUUAUGGCGCGAAUAUUUGUUGGAUGGAUGAGCGGAAAAUAAAAUUAAGAAGCAAAAGGGAACGUUUGGUUUUUAUUUAAUGAAAAAUCAAAUCGAAAUAAUAAUAAAUUUUUUUAUUUACAAGCAAAAUUUGAUAAUAUUGUUUUAAUAAAAAGUGACAAAGACAA